This is a messenger RNA of Populus euphratica (Euphrates poplar), 1484 nucleotides long. Its product is annotated as protein S-acyltransferase 8-like. The record is from RefSeq and is a predicted model, not a curated record. Gene Ontology annotation, cellular component: endoplasmic reticulum; Golgi apparatus. Gene Ontology annotation, molecular function: protein-cysteine S-palmitoyltransferase activity. NCBI's taxonomy places the organism in Eukaryota, Viridiplantae, Streptophyta, Magnoliopsida, Malpighiales, Salicaceae. The transcript has 5 exons. The coding region runs from base 287 to 1330 and encodes 347 amino acids. Gene Ontology annotation, biological process: peptidyl-L-cysteine S-palmitoylation; protein targeting to membrane.
UCUAAUUUUCCCAGGAAGAGAGAGAGAGAGAGAGAGAGAGAGAGAGAGAAGGACAAUCCAUGGCGUUAUCUCAUAUCCCAACAAGGCCUCAAGGAAAGUUCCAAAAACCCCCCACCAAAACCCAGACCCCAUCAUUUCAUAUUUUUAAAGCCCCAGACCGCCUCUGUGCGUGUGUGUCUGAAAAGCAAAAGCACACUUUUCCAGCAACAAGUUUCAAAUAUUCUUCUUCUUCUCUAUUUCUUUCUGCUUUGCCCCUCCUUGCUAAAAGUAUCUAGCUACCUCCUAAAUGGCUAAGCGUGUUUACCAAGUUUGGAAGGGACGCAAUAUUUUCUUCUUCAAAGGGAGGCUUAUGUUUGGUCCAGACGCCAGGUCACUGGUUAUUACCUUCCUGCUCAUCGUGGUUCCCAUUGUUAUUUUCUGUACAAAUGUCGCAAGGAACCUCCUCCAUGAAUUUCCAACACACAAUGCUGUUUAUGUCAUUCUAGUCGUAACAAUUCUGUUUACCAUCUAUGUAUUGGUGCUCCUCUUUCUCACUUCAGCCCGUGACCCAGGCAUUGUUCCUCGCAAUUCACAUCCACCAGAGGAAGAUACUGGUUAUGGCUUUCUAGACCCAGUUGAUGCUUGUGGGAGACACACACCAACUCCAUGGUUCCCUCGCACAAAAGAAGUGUUUGUCAAUGGUGUUCCUGUGAAAGUGAAGUAUUGCAAUACAUGCAUGAUAUAUCGUCCACCACGUUGCUCACAUUGCUCUGUAUGUGAUAAUUGUGUGGAGCGAUUCGAUCACCAUUGUCCUUGGGUGGGCCAGUGCAUUGGACUGCGCAACUACCGCGACUUCUUUCUGUUUGUUUCUUCAUCAGCUCUUCUCUGCAUCUUCAUAUUUGCAAUGUCAGCUUUGAACAUAAAAUUUGUUAUGGAUGAUCAUGGAACUCUGUGGAAGGCGAUGAAGGAAUCACCUGCCUCUGUUAUAUUAAUGGUUUAUUCCUUCAUUUUCCUCUGGUUUGUUGGAGGUCUCACCUGCUUCCAUCUGUAUCUUAUUGGCAGAAACCAGACUACAAAUGAAAACUUUCGCUAUGGAGCAGCCAACAGGCAAAAUGUCUAUGACCGAGGGUGCUUUGGGAAUUUUCGUGAAGUAUUCUGCACCAAGACAAAGCCUUCAAGAAACAAUUUCCGGGCUUAUGUACAGGAAGAGAUGCCCAUGCAUAUAGCCCCAGAAGUAAAAAUAGAUGAUUCAGAGGGAGACAGUCGAACCCCAGAAGUAAAAAUAGAUGAUUCAGAGGGAGACAGUCGAACAAAAGUACAAGACAAUCUAGAAAUUGAUAAUGACCUUUAAAGAUAUCCCAGCGUCGUGAUGCUGUAGAUCUGAUAACAGUUGAAGCUGAAGGCAGCAGAUGUUGAGUUCUCUUUGCAUCAGGAAUCUCAAGUUGAGCCAUUGAUGAAAAACACUUAUCUCGAAACAUGGUAUAAAAAAGGGAGGAGUUUGGGAA